Molecule: messenger RNA, 219 nt
Organism: Cutaneotrichosporon cavernicola
Lineage: Eukaryota; Fungi; Basidiomycota; Tremellomycetes; Trichosporonales; Trichosporonaceae
Exons: 1
Coding region: 1-219 (72 amino acids)
Source: RefSeq, a predicted model, not a curated record
AUGAACCCGCACGAGUCUAAGCAGUGGAUCCCACGGCGUAAGAGUAGCACCAGUGCAAUUCCGAUGCCGCCUGCCCGCCACCCGAGCCAGACGGCACAGGCCGCCACCGCCGCCAUGCAGGCCCAGCAGCGUCCCAGUGUCGGACCCGCUGGAAUGGCUUGGGAGCACCGCCGCCGCGCAAGCCAGGCAUCCGAGGGCAGUACGGGCAAGAGCCCUUAG